ACUUCAUCACCAGGAAGAGGAGGGCCGAGGGAAACGACGGUAGAGAAAUUGUUGUGGAUUGUCCACACAAGUGUUGAGAGUUUCUUUUGAUAUUCAGAUAAUCCAGCGAGUUACGAACCAACUACCACCAGAGGUACAUUUAUAGGAGGAUUUAGCCUCGUCGUGCAAACGUUAGAGAUGUCGGUCGUGCCUCCCAAUCGCUCGACCACCGGAUGGCCGCGCCGUGGUUCCGUUCAGUUUGAGAACAAAUACAUGAGCGGGCCUGCUAAACCGCUCACACUGGAGAGGACCAUCAACCUGUACCCUCUAACCAACUACACAUUCGGCACCAAGGAGCCUCUGUAUGAGAAGGACAGUUCAGUGGCUGCCCGGUUCCAGCGGAUGCGGGAAGAGUUUGAUAAAAUGGGAAUGCGGAGGACAGUGGAGGGUGUUCUCAUUGUCCAUGAACACAGGCUGCCUCAUGUGUUACUGCUGCAGUUGGGCACCACUUUCUUCAAACUGCCCGGGGGAGAGUUGAGUCCUGGAGAAGAUGAGGUGGAGGGUCUGAAACGUCUAAUGACUGAGAUCCUCGGACGGCAAGACGGCGUGAAACAGGACUGGGUGAUUGACGACUGUAUCGGCAACUGGUGGCGCCCCAACUUUGAGCCUCCACAGUAUCCGUAUAUUCCAGCCCACAUCACCAAACCUAAGGAGCACAAGAAGCUAUUCUUGGUUCAGUUGCAGGAAAAAGCGCUGUUUGCUGUCCCCAAGAACUAUAAACUGGUGGCAGCACCAUUGUUUGAACUGUAUGACAACGCUCCUGGAUAUGGACCAAUCAUUUCCAGUCUACCACAGCUAUUGAGCAGGUAUUGUUUAUGUCAUUGUGUAAGCAGCGGAAAUUGAACUGAAACACCUGUUUUUUUGUUUUUUUUUCUGUUGACUGUCACUGGCUAAAUUAAAAAUUGAAGGGCUGGAAUCAAAUAUCAUUACAUGAAUUGUCUGUAACAAGGAUCUGUUAUGUUCAAUUGCUGACAAAACCUGUAUCUGUAACUUUUCUAAUUGUAACAUAAUAAACAUUUUAUCAACACCCGUUAACACAGUGAAAGCACAAUGAAUAUAGAGACUACUUAAGAGCGUUUUCAGAUAGUGUCCAUCCUUCUGAGGUGUCUGAGGACAACACUGAAGACUGCACCACAGCUUAUUUAUACCAACCAAGAGGCAAAAGGAGACGUAUACCUGUACACACAGUAUUUGCAGAUAAAGAUUUGUCACUUUUAUUCAAGUUGCUCAGCCCUCUGAUGCACCAGUCACACAUUCAGGUGUGCAGGGAUUUUUUUUAUUUUGUAUUUGACUUUAAAUUUGCUCAAAAGGGUUUACUGUAUUACAAAGAGAUUAAUCAAUAUUGCAAGUGAUGGUGCUUAAGUAACUCCUCAGAGCAGGAAAUGACACCAGCAAAACUCCUGCAUGAACUCUAAAACUUAAAGGUGCCCUGUGGAGUUUUCUUGUAUGUUUACAUUAAGUGGUACUCUCCAAACUCAUUGUGUAUCCUUGAGAUCAAACAAAUGUGGUGAAUGCAUAGCCUUUGUCAUUAAACAUUUGCAAAGCAGA
This is a messenger RNA of Perca fluviatilis (European perch), 1587 nucleotides long. RefSeq names its product nudix hydrolase 21 (gene nudt21). Gene Ontology annotation, cellular component: mRNA cleavage factor complex. The record is from RefSeq and is a predicted model, not a curated record. Gene Ontology annotation, molecular function: mRNA binding. NCBI's taxonomy places the organism in Eukaryota, Metazoa, Chordata, Actinopteri, Perciformes, Percidae. The coding region runs from base 178 to 882 and encodes 234 amino acids. The transcript is spliced from 6 exons.